Nerophis ophidion (straightnose pipefish) is the source of this 6560-nucleotide messenger RNA. Its product is annotated as apoptosis-stimulating of p53 protein 2-like. Gene Ontology annotation, cellular component: nucleus. Gene Ontology annotation, biological process: regulation of apoptotic process. The coding region runs from base 148 to 2580 and encodes 810 amino acids. NCBI's taxonomy places the organism in Eukaryota, Metazoa, Chordata, Actinopteri, Syngnathiformes, Syngnathidae. The transcript has 11 exons. The record is from RefSeq and is a predicted model, not a curated record. Gene Ontology annotation, molecular function: p53 binding.
UCUUAUGCUGAAGAGCCAAAGCGGAAGCUGUCGUCACGCACAGGCGCUUGACUCUGUGCGCGAAUUAAAUGGCAGUGAUCCUCACACGCGCGGACAAAGUGGUCGUGGACACCGCGCGACCACUUCCUGCUUCCACGCGUGGACGCCAUGAUGCCGGAGCCACGACUGUGGAGAUUGAGGCCAGAGGAGCAUCAGGAGGAGCAUCAGGAGGAGCAUUGGGACUAUCAUCAGGAGGAGCGUCAUGAGGAACAUCAUGAGGAGCAUCAUGAGGAACAUCAUGAGGAGCAUCAUGAGGAACAUCAUGAGGAGCAUCGGGAGGAGCAUCAGGAGGAUCAGAUGCUCCAAGAGAAUGUCCUCAGGCAGGAGGCCAAGCUGCAGCGUGUGCGGGCCCUCAGGGGCCAAGUGGAGAACAAACGCCUCGGCAACAGCGAGCUGGCGGGCGAGGUGGAGCAGAUGAGCGCCGUGUUGCAGCAGAAGCAGAAGGAGAUGCUGCUGGCCGUCGCGCGGGUGGAGGAGCUGAGCCUCCAGUUGGAGGCGCUGAGGAGCAUCUCAAUGCCGCCUCCUCCUUCUCCUCUUACUCCCCGCCUCCACGCCCCCGCCACUUCCUCCUCCGUUGAGCUGAUGCACCUCUGCAGGGAGCUGCAGCUGAGGAAGCAGCUGAACCAGGACCAGAGCAGCCGACUGCAGCAGCAGAGGUCGGGCCUGAACAAGAAGAACGUGGAGGUGGCGGCCAUGGAGCGACGCCUCUCUGAGGUCCGCCUUCGUCUUUGGAAGAAGGCGGCUCUGCAGCCCCAGGAGACAAAGGUGCGGGCCCCUGGGGGUCCUGCCCAGGACCACAACAUCCGGUGUGGGCCCCCCCUGCAGGUCACCUCGGACGUCGCUGUGGCGGCGGUGGGUCCGUACAUCCAGUCCUCCUGUCAGGGGCCCCCACUUCACGCCACCACCCUGCCGAUGCCAGUCCCGCCCCGCCGGCCGCAGGAAGCGACCUCAGCGGUGGAGACUAGCCCCGCCCACGCCUGCACUCUGCCCCGCGUGGCCAGCCUGCGCCGCCACUCCUCAAGCUCACGCUACGCUACAGAUGCGCCGCCCCAUGUCCCAUCAAGGACCAAUCACAUGGCUGAAGACCAGGCGUGCUCUAAAGCUCAGAUGGCAUUGCAAGCUCUGCCUCCAGCCACCGCCUUCUCCACCGGAACCUUCCCUGGAAGGAUGCGGCCAUCAAGGGGCGCCCUACAUGUGGCCAGCAAGCAGGACAGUCCCCCCACCUCGGGGCCCCUCCCCCCUGUGCUGCAAAAGCCUUUGACGGUGGCGGCGGCGUCCAUAAUCCGCGUGUACACGCAGCAAAGCCUCCUGGGAAAGAGCUGCACGCCGCCACGCUGCCCAGCAGGUGACUCGCCACCGCCAAAGGCCAACUUGUCACCUCCACCCCCAGUGUACGGGAGGCCCAUCCCCCCGUGCGCCUCCAAAAGGGGCGGGACUGACGGUUGUAGAGCAGAGCGAGCUCCCACUCGGCCGCUCAGUCCCACAAAGCUCCUCCCCUUCCUGUCUUUCCCCGCCGACCCUGAAGUCCUGCGGCGUUGGCAGCACGCCCCCCGGCCCCUGAAGAAGCGUGGCUCUGUGGCAGAGCCCGAAGGCCCGGCGGGCCCCAACAUCCAGAAGCUUCUCUACCAGAAGACCACCAUGGCUGCCAUGGAGACCAUCGCCAUGGAGACCCCAGAGGAUGAGGUGACUCCAACCCCACGGCCCCCAAGUUCACCCGUCACAAGCUCCGCCUCUUUCCGCCCCCCGGCCGCUGCUCUGGAGGGGGCAGAAGAGGAAGUGCUGCAUCCAAUCACGUCGCCUCAUCAGGACCCCUCGCAAGGAGGCCACGCCCUCAACCUGCGACCUUCUGAGGUCACGGCAAAGAAGUCCAUCCUGCGCACAGCUGCCUCGGGUCCUGUCGACGGGGCGCUGCGGGUCAAGUUCAACGCCCUCGCCAUCCUGCUGGACUCUUCGCUGGAGGGCGAGUACCACCUCGUGCGCAGGCUCAUCUACCAAGUGGACGACCCCAGCGCCGCCAACGACGAGGGCAUCACGGCGCUACACAACGCCGUGUGCGCCGGACACACCCACAUCAUCAAGCUCCUGGUGCGCUUUGGCGUGGACGUCAACGCCGCAGACAACGACGGCUGGACGCCGCUGCACUGCGCCGCCUCCUGCAACAACGUGCGGGCGUGUAAGUUCCUGGUGGAGUCGGGCGCCGCCCUCUUCGCCGCCACCUACAGCGACAUGCAGACCGCCGCCGACAAGUGCGAGGACACGGAAGACGGCUACGCCCAGUGUUCGCAGUUCCUCUACGGCGUGCAGGAGAAGAUGGGGGUGAUUAAUAGGGGCGUGGUCUACGCCCUGUGGGACUACGAGCCUCAGAGUGGCGAUGAGCUCCGCCUCCAGGAGGGCGAGGGCGUAACGGUGCUGAGGCGGGAGGACGAGGCGGAGGACGAGUGGUGGUGGGCGAGAUGCGGCGACCACGAAGGUUACGUCGCCCGCAACCUGCUGGGGGUCUGCGCGAGGGUCCGCCCCCGCACAGGACGCUUCACCGAAUGAUGGACAGUUGCCAGGGAUCAGGUCACAGGAUUAAAGAUUGAGAUCUUCAGCAUGACUCCGCCUCCUCUUGAGCGAGGUCAUUUAUUGAAGAAGAAGGUGGUGUCGGCACAGCAUGCAGAGAAAAGGGUACAUUCACCUUGAAAGUGCUGAAAGGAGCCAAGAUGGCGUCCACAAAUUGAGAUUAUUUUAGUGAGGGUUCUGCUUCUGCCGGAGGUUCUGGUCCGCAGGGAGCAGGCGGGUGACGUGGCCGAUGCCUUUGGUCACGCCCUCUCUGAAGAGCAGCUUGGCGCCGGUCCGCAGGUACUCGGGAUGUUUGAUGAAGUGGAAGCCCACCACGGCUCGCUCGCCGGUCCGCAGCUCGUCCUGCGAGGGGGAGAGAGUGGCGUGACCUGCCGGCAGCCAUCUUGCGAACGUAGCGCCGAAAUGCACCUUCCCGUAGACGCUCUGGACCACGGCGGUCUGCCGCACGUUGCCCACGUGGACGGUGACCUGUGACCCCCGGCGGAAGGUCUUGGCGUGGAAGAGGAGCACGAUGGCGGCCUCGAACUCCCGGCAGACGGUGGGCUUCAUCUUGGGACUCACCAUCACCAUCCCCUGCCGGGACAGCAGCCGUCAUGUCGCUGCGGUCGCCGCCCUCUUUGCCACCUCUCACCUUGCGCAGCAGCGAGCGGUCAAAGUUGCCCAACGCCAGCGUGGCUGCCUGCCCCGCCCUCAGCAGCCUGCACGCCGAGCGGUUCCUCUGGAUGCUCGCCACCCUCAGGCGCAGGAAGUGGCCUUGCUCCGUGGGCCCCACCACCAGCCGCUCGCCCUCGCGACACACCCCGCUGACACACACACACAUUGUUGGACACUGGCCAUGCUCUCACCUGUACACAGUCCCGCCCACCAGCGUGCUCUCACCUGUACACAGUCCCGCCCACCAGCGUGCUCUCACCUGUACAGAGUCCCGCCCACCACCGUGCCCACCUCAGGCACCGAGUAGAUCUCGUCCACCUGCAAGUACACCACCGUGUCCACUAGUGUAGCUGCAAUGCAUCAUGGGAGACAUGUUGGCGCUUUCAUGUUUAGAGUGGGAGGAGCCAAAUACAAUCAUUAAUCAUUAAAAAUAUUAUUUUUAUAUUAGUUAUUGUAUUAAGACCAUUCAUAAUAAUUACUUAAAUGGUUAUUAUAUUGAUCAUAAUAAUAAUAAAAGCAACAAUACCAAUAAUAGGAAUAAUUGUUGUUAUUGUAAUAAUAAUAAUAAUAAUAAUAAUCAGAAUUAAAAUACUAAAAAGAAUAAUUGUAAUAAUAGAAAAGUAAUUAUAUUUAUUAGUUAUUGUAAUAGGACAAUUUAUAAUAAUUACUGUAAUAAUGAUUAUUACUAUUAUUAUUAUAGUAAUAAUACCAAUAAUAGGAAUAAUAAUCAUAAUUACAAUACUAAAAUGAAUAAUUGUAAUAAUAAAAAUGUAAUUCUAUUUAUAUCAGUUAUUGUAACAUGACAAUUUAUAAUCAUUACUGUAAUAAUAAUGAUUAUUAUAUUUAUCAUAAUAUGAGUAAUGAUAGCAAUAAUAGAAAUAAUUAUUAUAGUAAAAAUGAUAGGAAUAAUAAUCAUAAUUACAAUACUGAAAAGAAUCAUUGCAAUAAAAGUAUAAUAGUUAUAUUUAUAUUAGUUAUUGUCAUAAAACCAUUUAUAAUAAUUACUGUUACAAUUAAAUUUAUCAUGAUAAUACAAGUAAUAAAACCAAUACCAGGAAUAAUAGUAAUAGAAAUAAUAAUCAUAAUUAAAACUAAAACACGUAAUUGUAAUAAUAAAAUAUAUAUUUAUAUUAGUUAUUGUAAUAAGACAAUUUAUAAUAAUUACUGUAAUAAUGAUUAUGUGUCAUAAUAAUACAAGUAGUAAUACCAAUAAUAACAAUAAUAAUUAUAUGAAAAAUCAUCAUUACGAUACUAAAUAGAAUUGUAAUAUUACAAAUAUAAUUAUAAUAUUGAUGUUAGUUAUUGUAAUAAGACUAUUUAUAAUUACUGUAAUAAUUAUUAUAUUUAUCAUGGUACAAGUAAUGAUACCAAAAAUAGGAAAAAUAAUAAUUAUAAUAAUUAUGACAGGAAUAAUCAAUUACAAUACUACAAAUAAUAAUUGUAAAAAAUAAUGAACAAUUAUAUUGAUUAGUUAUUGAAAUAAGACCAUUUAUAAUAAUUAUUAUAUUGAUCAUAAUAAUAGUAUGAAUAAAACCAAUAAUAGGAAAAAUAAUAAUGAUAGGAAUAAUAAUCAUAGUUACAAUACUAAAAAUAUUUAUUGUAAUAUUAAAAAUAUAAUUUUAUUAGUUAUUGUAAUAAAAAAAUUAUAAUAACUACUGUAACAAUGAUUAUUAUUAUAUUAUAAUAAUAUGAGUAACAAUACCAAUAAAAGGAAUAAUAACAAUCACAACACUAAAAAAUGAUAAUUGUAAUAAUAACAUUUUAAUUAUUGUAAUGAGAACAUUUAAUAAUAAUUACUGUAAUGAUUAUUAUAUUCAUCAUAAUAAUACCAAUAUUAGGAAUAAUUAAAAUAAUAGGAAUACUAAAAGGAAUAAUUGUAUUAAUACAAUAAAUAAUAAUUACUGUAUUAAUGAGUAUGAUUAUCAUAAUACCGAUAUUAGGAAUAAUAAUAGGAAUACUAAAAAUAAUAAUUGUAAUAUUACAAUAAAUAAUAACUACUGUAUUAAUGAUUAUGAUAACAUUUAUCAUAAUACCACCAAUAUUAGGAAUAUUAAUAAUAAAUUUAAUAGACGACUAUAUCCACUAGUGCAGUGGUUCUCAAAUGGGGGUACGUGUACCCCUGGGGGUACUUGAAGGUAUGCCAAGGGGUACGUGAGAUUUUUUUUAAAUAUUCUAAAAAUAGCAACAAUUCAAAAAAACCUUUAAAAAUAAAUUCAUUGAAUAAUACUUCAACAAAAUAUGAAUGUAAGUUCAUAAACUGUGAAAAAUACAACAUUGCAAUAUUCAGUGUUGACAGAUAGAUUUUUUGUGGACAUGUUCCGUAAAUAUUGAUGUUAAAGAUUUAUUUUUUUGUGAAGAAAUGUUUAGAAGUAAGUUGAUGAAUCCAGAUGGAUCUCUAUUACAAUCUCCAAAGAGGGCACUUUAAGUUGAUGAUUACAUCUAUGUGGAGAAAUCUGCAUUUAGAAUUGAAUCACUUGUUUCUUUUUCAACAAGUUUUUAGUUAUUUUUAUAUAUAUUUCCCAAAUAGUUGAAGAAAGACCACUACAAAUGAGCAAUAUUUUGCACUGUUAUACAAUUUAAUAAAUCAGAAACUGAUGACAUAGUGCUGUAUUUAUCUCCUUUUUUCAACCAAAAAUGCUUUGCUCUGAUUAGGGGGUACUUGAAUUAAAUAAAAUGUUCACAGGGGGUACAUGACUGAAAAAAGGUUGAGAAGCACUGCACUAGAGGGCCUUCAACUUGUAAUUGACACACAAUCAGCAUGGACUGACUGACAAGUGUAGCUGCAAUGCAUCAUGGGAGACAUGGUGGGCGGAGUUGAGUUCUCUGAUUACAAAAGUAGGAGGAGCAAAAUAUAAUUACAACAAUAGUAAUAAUAAUAAUAAUAGGAAUAUUAACUGUAAUAAUAAUCGUAUUCAAAAUAUUAGAACACACUAAUCAAUUAACAUGAAUAUAAUAAAUAAAUAAUAAAUGGGUUGUACUUGUAUAGCGCUUUUCUACCUUCAAGGUACUCAAAGCACUUUGACACUACUUCCACAUUUACCCAUUCACACACACAUUCACACACUGAUGGAGGGAGCUGCCAUGCAAGGCGCCAACCAGCACCCAUCAGGAGCAAGGGUGAAGUGUCUUGCUCAGGACACAACGGACGUGACGAGGUUGGUACUAGGUGGGAUUUGAACCAGGGACCCUCAGGUUGCGCACGGCCACUCUCCCACUGCGCCACGCCGUCCCUAAUGAUGUCUUUAUAUUAAUUAUUAUAAAAAAUAUAAUAACUGAUCAUAAAAAGAAUAGUGGUAAUAAAAACA